AUGGGCAAGACUUCACAGAGGAAGCUACGUGACAGUGAAAACCAAUCCAAGUCAAAGCCUGGAUUAAGCACUUCAAUCCCCUUGAGGAUGUCCAGUUACACAUUUAAGAGGCCAGUCACUAGAAUCACAUCCCAUCCGAGCAAUGAGGUUAGAUACCAUCAGUGGGAGGAAUCCUUGAACCAGCCCCAACAGGCCUACUGGCAGAAGAGGCUGCAAGGACUCCAGGCCUACAGCAGUGUGGGAGAACUUUUAAGUACUUUGGAUCUCACCAAAGCUUUGCAAAACCUUGAACCUAGAGGCACAGAUGCAUCUCUUUCACAGGUUCAAUCUGCCAGCAUACACUCCAGCCCCAUGUCCAUCCUUACUCCAUCUUCACAGUUGGCUGAGAUGAUUCCAGAAGCAGGUGUUGAUUUCUCACAGCUCCUCCCCAAACAAUUUCUGGUCACUGAAGAAGAUAUUAGAAGUCAGGAAAGGAAAGUGAAGGUAGCAAGAGAAAAACUUGCAAUAGCAUUGAUUUCAGAAAGGCUAGCAAGUGAGGCAGAGAAGGUGAGAGGGUCCAGGAGGACAAACUAA
Messenger RNA from Nannospalax galili (Upper Galilee mountains blind mole rat), 573 nucleotides. RefSeq names its product methyl-CpG binding domain protein 3 like 1 (gene Mbd3l1). Lineage: Eukaryota; Metazoa; Chordata; Mammalia; Rodentia; Spalacidae. Bases 1 to 573 code for a protein of 190 amino acids. The transcript has a single exon. The record is from RefSeq and is a predicted model, not a curated record.